This is a messenger RNA of Porites lobata, 4131 nucleotides long. NCBI's taxonomy places the organism in Eukaryota, Metazoa, Cnidaria, Anthozoa, Scleractinia, Poritidae. The record is from the annotation of a GenBank genome assembly.
AUGAACACGUUUCUAUCACGGUUAAACACCGUAUUUGCUUUUACCCUUACAGUUCUCGCGGCCUUGACGUUUUUAUGUUUCCUCUCGACGCUUUUUAAUGCACAUCAGGCGCCACUGCAUCUUCAGACAAAGAAAGUUUUGGUGUAAGUAACUCCUCGAGGACAAUGACGCGAAAAUAAUUUCUUGUUCUAACACGUGCGUCUGUUUUUCUCUCUUAUCAGGAAAAACGUUCAGGACUUUAGCGUUUCAAAGGAUAAAAAUGAUUUGGGCUUCAUUACUUUCGAUCUAGAAGGAGAUAUCCUUUUUGAAAAGGAAUGUAAUUAAGGACUUCUGUUACUUGGCCUUUCCAUUUUAUACCCGCAUCCCAGGCAUUGAGACAAAGUAAAUUAUAAAUAUUAGCCCUUUGGAAAAAGGAACAAAGACUGCUGACACAUUUUUCCAAUCAGAAAAAGAGAGAUGUUUUUGAGAUAUCAGAGGUACCAACAUACAUGAUGCUACCCCUAAGAAAUGACAUAUUGAACCCCCCUCCGUCUACUAUUUCUCUGUACCUCAUGAAUGGGGGGGGUAUUGGACGUCACAUGGAAUGGCCCAAUAUUUGUAGGCAAUUCUCCCUCUUGUACAAAGGCAUUGUAGCUUUAAUUAAAUUAAAUUUUAUUUUAAAAUAACAAUAAUCAAAAUCAGUGCCAACACAAGUCAUGGCAUUUUUAUUCAGAUGGCCCCUUGGUGUGCAUUGAAUGGCAUAAUGUUUUAUUGCAUCAAUGACAUGAUGUGAAGGUCCAUUUUUAAAAAGACUUUAUUUGAUAAGACCCAGUAGUUUUCAUUAUGGCCCUGACCCUCAAUAUUAUAAGUUCAUAACAAUGCAUCAUUGGGGAACGUCUGAUGAAAAUUUGCUUAGUGUGGCAAAAUUCUUCCUACAGUCAGUCAUGAUGACUGGAAAGAUUAUGCUGUUAUUAUUAUAAUAAUUAUUAUUUGAAUCUGAAUAUUAAUGUUUUGCAUUAGCACUUGCAUUACUUAACCAAUAACUGGCUGUACUGUCCCUUUAUUAUUGGAUUCAAGCGUAUACCGUAAAUCCUCCACUAAGGGCCCCCCCUCUCAAACAAGCCCCCUCUCCCUAAUAAGCUCCCCCUUUUCAGGGGAAGAAAGUUAAUAAGUUUCCGCUCUCUUAUAAGCCCCCCCCCCCCUCCCUUCCCUCCCUCUUAUUAUUCUUCACAAUAAAUGAUAGUCUUCUUGUACUUGAGCUUUUCCACCUUGUAUUUUGGUUCAUUAUGGAGAACUGAUACCAUCAUCUUUGCUUAAUAAAAUACCCCUGCUCAAAUAAGUCCCCCAUCUCCUCCCCCCCCACCCCCAAAUGUGUUUGAAAUAAAUAAGCCCUCCACCCUGGGGGGGGGGGGGGCGCUUAAUAGAUGAUUUACAGCAAAUGUAUCCUCAUACUCAUUCUCCAGACUGAUGUCCCUACAUGUAGUUGAGAGCAAUUGAAAAACGAUCAAAGCAUUUCCCUUGUUGAACACUUUAUUAACCUUUUAUCUCAAUGAUGUAUUGAUGUUGUUGCAAGAAAAUUUGUUUUGGUCUUAUCUCCCCUCCCCUACCACUAGAAACCUACUGAGGGUCCCUUAAAAAGUCAUCAUGUAAACUUUUCAUAGCAUAGUGGGACAAAAGUUCUUUGUUUUAGGGUUUGUGUUUUCUACGUGUAAGUAUACAAGUGUUUUCCUUAACCUAAUGAAACAUAUGAAAGGAAUUUUCAACUGGAAUGUUAAGCAGCUUUUCUUGUAUUUAACAGCAGAGUACUCAACCAAGAAUAAUGUAUGUGUGUUUCUUCCUCUAUUUCAAAUAAAAUUGACGAAACUUCUCAAUCGUCAAUUUGUAAGGAGAGAAAUUUCUUAUAAGAAUUCUGUUUAUUUUGCCCCUUUGUGCAAGUCAAUGUAAUGCAAGUUUUGAUUUUCUUUUUGGGGUGGACCUCUUCAAUUAAUAGCACCAAUGGAGAGAUUUAAGCAUGGUGGUUGUGUCAUGUUUUGAGAACAUGACAAUAAUUAUUAAUACAUACAAAAUGUAUCAGAAAAGGGUCAUCAAUGGAUUAAAUGUUAACAAAAAUGUAUAAAUUUUAUGAUAAUGAACUGAAAUUUUUCAUAAUCAAUUAUCACAAAUUGUUUUUAUGUUUUCAGUCAAUUAUCAAUAAAAAGAUCGCCACACCACUAACAUUUUUCUGCUUAAAAGUCUUGCUGUAAACUCAUUUAGGAUAUAAAAUAUAAUUUUUGUCUCAUGAAGACACUGUGGAAUUAUUUUUCAAGUGCCUUCAGGUGGUAUAAAGAUGUUAAUUUUAUUGAUUUUCUUUUAAUCAGAAAUUUAAUCAAGUGGUGAUAUGGGACAAGAUCAUCUUACGUGGAGACAAUGCUCUUCUGAACUAUCAUGGCAUGAAUACAAAGUACUACUUCUUUGACGAUGGUCUUGGACUCAAGUGAGUUUACCAAACAACAUUAUUAUGAAUGCCUUGUCAUAGUCAAACCAGUGAAAUGUGCAUGGACAUUGAUUUUUCUUUUCUUGUCUCUUUUUUUUUUUUCAGGGGAAACAAGAAUGUCAGUCUGUACUUAUCCUGGAAUGUAAUUCCUAAUGCUGGAGUCCUUCCCUUGAUAAGCCAACCGAACAAGUUCUACUUUGACUUCCCUAACGAAUACACUGUUAACAGAGGAGGAUUUGAUCAUUGAUGUUUUUGCCAAAGUCAAAGUUUGGAAAAUGUUCACCUUUAAGAUUCAUUUUAAAACAAGUCACAUGCAGUAUCAUGCAAAAAUGCCAUAGACCUUUCUCUUGAAACAUCAUGCUGCAUUAAAAUUAUUUCAUCCAUAGACAUACAUGUAAACAAAGAGGAUUUCAGCUACAUUCCAAGUGUUAAAACUACAGCAUACCUGCAUAACUGUAGGCUUAUAUCUGAAUAUUUUUUUCAUAGAGAGAGAAAAAAUGAAGCUUUUUCUAGCCCUUGUUUGCUGUUUGAUUUAUUAUUUUGCCUCUGUCACCUUGUGAUCAUCUUAUGUUUAAAAUAAAUUUAUUAAUAAUCUUACAUCAUGUUUUUCAAAUUCAUCCAAGUCAGUAAUAUCAUAAAACAUAUAAGACACACUGUUUCAUCACAAGAUCAAACAAUUAGAGGGGAGUUGAUAAUAUGACGUGCACAGUUGAGUGUUUUUGACCAAAGGGGCCCCACACAAUCUGUGAGUAACCAGUUGUUAUUUAAUUUAUAAUAAUUUGCUGGAUUUACUGUUUGCUUCAUCUGUAGUGGUAUGUUGCUUUAAAAUUAAUAUGUAUAUACAGGGUGCAAAGAAAAUCAUUUUUAUGGCCUGCCAUUCGUGCAAGCUGGAGCUAGCAUUUACUAUCCCAGACGUCAUUUCAACUAGCCCCCGACGCUUUUUGACGAGCAGAAUUGAUUUCAUAAUAGUUCCUCUGUUAUUCAAAUUGCUCACAAAACAUCACUUACCUGUCGGGCAAGUUAUUAAACGACAAAAUUCACUACCCCGAUAGCAAAAUCCACUAGCCCGGGCUAUUGGACACUACUAAAUUUCUUUGCACGCUGAUAUAAAUCAAUGUUAAAUUAAUGUUGUACUACCUUACCUGUGGUAUACUGUUGUCCUUUUGCCUCAAACAACGUACCACAGGUAAGGUAAUACAAUGUUUAUUUGACAUUGAUUUAUAUACAUAUUUAGCGAUAUAUUACGAUACUAAGAUGUAGCAAACGGUAAAUCCAGUACAUUAACUGUAAAAUAACAAUCGGUUACACACACAGAUUGUGUGGGCUCCCUGUAUUCUGACAAAUGUUGUAGUGUGAUCAAUGAAUUCAAAAUUCAUUGAUUUUCUUCUCAAGCAAAGUGAUUUUAGAAAGAAACAUUAAGGAUGCAAAAGUGAGGAGUUUUUCCUCUGAUUUCCAAACACUUGUCAAACAUUUUUUUGUAUAAUUUAUGAAUUGUGAUUGGAGAUUGUGAUUGAUUAGAGUUGAUUAGAGUUGCAAGGGAUGCUGAUAAUUUUGUUGUGGCUGCCCUUCAUACAACAUGUUCACAUGAAAACUGUCCCAGGAGAAGCUGUGUAAUAACCAUACAGUUUAGGUGUAGUUUUUGCUGCAAGUUAUUUGUGAAAUCUAUCAAAACUGAAAAU